AUUUUAACUCCCAGCGUCGGUCAGCUGGGUGGGUGUCGCAUUCUGGGUAAACAUGGCGAUAUUUAGUGUAUAUGUGGUAAAUAAAGCCGGUGGGCUCAUUUACCAGUAUGAUAACUAUGUUCCCCGAGCAGAAGUUGAGAAAACGUUUAGCUUUCCUCUGGAUUUGGUGUUGAAGAUCCACGACGAAAAAGUGGUUGUAUCAUUUGGGCAGCGAGAUGGCAUUCGAGUGGGCCAUGCUGUUUUGUCUAUCAAUGGCGUGGACGUAAACGGAAAGUACACAGCUGAGGGAAAGGAGAUCAUUGAAUACCUGAAGGAGGCCACAAACUAUCCGGUUUCCAUAAGAUUCGGCAGGGCUCGCCUGACUUCUAACGAAAAGCUUAUGCUUGCAUCAAUGUUUCAUUCACUGUUUGCGAUUGGUUCUCAGUUAUCACCGGAAUCUGGGAGUUCUGGCAUUGAAAUGCUGGAGACUGAUACAUUUAAGCUGCACUGUUUUCAAACGCUCACAGGUAUUAAGUUCAUUGUGUUGGCUGACCCACGGCAAGCUGGUAUUGAUGCACUCCUUCGGAAGAUGUAUGAGAUAUACUCUGACUUUGCGCUUAAGAAUCCCUUCUACUCCUUGGAGAUGCCAAUAAGAUGUGAGCUCUUCGACCAGAAUCUGAAAAGCGCCUUGGAGAUAGCAGAAAAAGCUGGCACUUUUGGACCUGGCCCUUGAGUCUUCACACUGGGUGUGAAGGUUCAGUCAUUCUGACGUGGUUCACUUCUGCAAUUGGUGGACAAUAUAGAAUCUGUGUGCAAUUACUUAAUAACAAAAUCUUUGCAUUCAUUGUGCUUUUAGUAAAACAGGAAUGAGUGUGGAUUUGAACCAAGCCAGGUGACAUCAAGGGAUCAGUCAAAAAAUGAAGUUCUCGGAAUGUUUUUGAUUAGUCAGUAUGCUCUGCUUUGCAAAAACUAAUCAGAAGACAAUGGUUACUGUGGUGCACUUCUGUGAGGAGAAUGCAUGACCUUGAAAUAAUAUCCAUGGUGUAAAUAUUACCAUACUGGCACAUUUGUGUGAAAAAAAAUUUGUAUAUAAUGUAUAAAUACAUUUCUGAAUGUCUUUCUUUGCAUCAUAUGUAAUUUCCUUCAUACUAAGUUCAUCAAUGAAAUUAAGUCUUCACACUUAACUAUGGGGAAAAAGAAUUAGAAUAUAUUCUAAUAUAUAUACGAAAAUACGUGGGGGGGGGCUAAAAAUCAGGUUUACAGUUGAAUUAUUUUUCUGAAUGUUUAAGAGUGAAAUUGGUCAGUCUGCAAUUGUUUUUAGUGAUUUUUUUAAACGGAUCAUUCCCUCAUUAAAAUGGCAUUAUUCCCUAAAAUGUAUGGAAUGAGUAAAACUGUUCUUUUUAAUUUUUGGAAGUUCUUGCAACAAAGAAAAAAAGAAUGUUUUGCUAUCAGUUACAUACUAAAAUAAACCUGUACAUGUAAUGUU
Paramormyrops kingsleyae is the source of this 1465-nucleotide messenger RNA. RefSeq names its product trafficking protein particle complex subunit 4 (gene trappc4). Gene Ontology annotation, cellular component: TRAPP complex. Gene Ontology annotation, biological process: endoplasmic reticulum to Golgi vesicle-mediated transport. Lineage: Eukaryota; Metazoa; Chordata; Actinopteri; Osteoglossiformes; Mormyridae. The record is from RefSeq and is a predicted model, not a curated record.